UUUAAGGUGCAAAUUCCAAACGCGUAGGCGCGAAAAAGCGAGUCACGUGUCGCGCGAUUAUAAAUUGGAAGGGCACAAAUUUUUGCUGCGCUACGGUUUUCCUAGACUUUCAAACACGUCUUCUUUCCUCCAACACAUAUAAUUCUAAAUGGCUGCCUCUAUUGACAAGACUUCAAACCUUCUUUCUGAGAUGACUCUUACUGACUCUGAGAAGCCCAGUGUCCACUUCACUCAGCAGCUUGCCAAGAAGGAGAACAGCGAAGUCGCUAAGAUUCGUUUGGAAGAACCUAUCCUCAAACCCAACCCCAGACGUUUCGUUCUCUUCCCUAUCAAGUAUCAUGAGGUGUGGCAAUUCUACAAGAAGGCCGAAGCUUCUUUCUGGACUGCUGAAGAGAUUGACCUUUCCAAGGAUCAGAAUGAUUGGGACAAUCGCUUGACCAAGGAUGAACGUUACUUCAUCUCCCAUGUCCUUGCAUUCUUUGCUUCUUCUGAUGGCAUUGUCAAUGAGAAUCUCGUCGAGCGAUUCUGUGGUGAAGUCCAAAUCCCUGAAGCCAAGUGCUUCUACGGCUUCCAAGUUAUGAUGGAGAAUGUUCACGCUGAGACCUACUCACUUCUCAUCGAUACCUACAUCAAGGACUCUCAAGAGAAAGAGUAUCUGUUUGACGCUAUUGAUACCAUUCCCUGCAUUACCAAGAAGGCUGCCUGGGCUUUCAAGUGGAUCUCCAGCAACGACUCCUUUGCUGAACGUUUGAUUGCUUUCGCUGCUGUCGAAGGUAUCUUCUUCUCUGGCUCCUUUGCCUCCAUCUUCUGGCUCAAGAAGCGUGGUCUCAUGCCUGGCUUGACCUUCUCCAACGAACUGAUCUCUCGUGACGAAGGCUUGCACACUGACUUUGCUUGUCUCCUCUUCUCUCUCCUCCGCAACCAACCUAGCAAGGAACGUGUCAAGAUGAUCAUCAUGGAAGCUGUUGAGAUUGAGCAAGAGUUCUUGAGCGAUGCUUUGCCUGUUGCCCUCAUUGGCAUGAACUCCGUCCUUAUGUGCCAAUACAUUGAAUUCGUUGCCGAUCGUCUUUUAGUGUCCUUGGGUUGUGAGAAGCACUACAAGGUCACCAACCCCUUCGACUUCAUGGAUAUGAUCUCCCUCCAAGGCAAGACCAACUUCUUCGAGAAGCGUGUGUCUGACUACCAACGCGCUGGUGUCAUGAACAAGGACAAGAGCGAGAAGGACUUCACUCUUGAAGCCGACUUCUAAGCAACUCAAUGCCGCCUCCCUGGCGUUAUGCUGUACCGUUUCUGUUUCUUUAAUUUAUGUUUUUGCCUUUACACUUCUUUGUAUAUAGAAAUACCAGAUCUCUCAUUCUUCACAUACGUGCAGAUGCGCACACUCACUGAUAUUCCCCCCCCCCACUUUUGUAGUUUUACCCCUCGAAAUAAAUUCAGUUUAAGCAAAAAUACAA
Molecule: messenger RNA, 1454 nt
Organism: Umbelopsis ramanniana AG
Lineage: Eukaryota; Fungi; Mucoromycota; Umbelopsidomycetes; Umbelopsidales; Umbelopsidaceae
Exons: 3
Coding region: 149-1249 (366 amino acids)
Biological process (GO): deoxyribonucleotide biosynthetic process
Molecular function (GO): oxidoreductase activity
Source: RefSeq, a predicted model, not a curated record